AUGAAUGAAAAAGGCAUUGCCUACACAUACCAUGUUCCGCUCAACGAUCACGAGGAGAUUGUAGAAACUGAAGACAUUGAAUAUGAUGAAGAAAUUGUUGAGGAAGUUGAAGAUGACGAAGAGUACUACAUGGAAGUGCUGCAGCCAGUUCAACCAACAAAAAAUUACAGGAGAGACUCGCUUUUCGACAGGAGGAAUAAGCGGAUGGAAAAAGUAGCUGAGACUGUUUCUGGAGACAAUUUAAAUGUAAUCGAUAUUGGAAAAAAUGUCAUGCUGGGUACAUCUGAUAAAACUUUAAACCAUUUAACACUGGAGAAGGCAUUGAAAAAUGGGACUUCUGAGAGCCCGUUCUUGGGAAGUAUUUCAAUGGAAAACUUGGUUUAUGGCUUGAUGGAACGGGGAGCUGAAGAUGGAAGAUUUGCAAUGCUAGGAACGUCUGUUAUGGUUCGUGAUUUUCUUUUUUAUAUGAAAAAUAAUACUUUUCAGUGGAAUGCGUUGAAAUCGAACAUUCGAGACUUGCGGAAAUCCAUCACAGAGCAUACUUCUGCAACCUAUCCCGAGCCUCGAUUCGAUUCAAUAGAUGUGCACAUGGCAAAUCUUCCAGAUUAUGGAAAGCCAUAUAAUAUUGAAGCUGUCGGCGUGUUUUCGAACGCUGAUUUGUCGUACGUCUUUCGCCAGUUGCGAUUCCGAAGUACUGCCAAACUACUGAACAAAACUAAACAGUUUCUGAAGGGCUACUUUAUCUUGGCUUGUCGUCCUCGCUGUAUGAUUUGGAGAUAUACUUUGCGAAGAUCAGGAAACAGUCAUAAGAGAGCAAUUUUGAAUCUUCCGCAGAGUAUUGUAGAUGGUGUUAUUGAUUUUCUCCUGGAUCUCACUGGAAUUGGAGACGCAACGUGUUCAUACGAGGAACUGAAUCCCGAUACUCCGUUCUACCAAUCUCUUGGCGAAGAUGAAACGAUUCGAGAGCAACGCUACUACGAAGCGUGUAAGCUGAAAGAUUCGCUGACCGCGUUUUUCCGAGAAAGAAUCACAGAUUGUUUAAACGAAAUCCGAGAAAUGCCAUUCUGUCUGAAUACCGGUACGAUGAUAAGCGCACUUCGUGGUAGACCACAGAAAAAUUCAACUGUGAUGUGGAAGGAUUACGAAGCCUAUCUGAAAACGGAGCAUAAUUUGCCAACAGAGGAAAAUAUGAAAAAGAGGAUCGCUUUCGAGUAG
Messenger RNA from Caenorhabditis briggsae, 1215 nucleotides. The record is from RefSeq and is a predicted model, not a curated record. Gene Ontology annotation, cellular component: endoplasmic reticulum. Bases 1 to 1215 code for a protein of 404 amino acids. The transcript has 6 exons. NCBI's taxonomy places the organism in Eukaryota, Metazoa, Nematoda, Chromadorea, Rhabditida, Rhabditidae.